Messenger RNA from Patiria miniata (bat star), 1658 nucleotides. It is a transcript of the gene mmachc, whose product is annotated as cyanocobalamin reductase / alkylcobalamin dealkylase-like. Gene Ontology annotation, biological process: cobalamin metabolic process. The transcript has 4 exons. The record is from RefSeq and is a predicted model, not a curated record. NCBI's taxonomy places the organism in Eukaryota, Metazoa, Echinodermata, Asteroidea, Valvatida, Asterinidae. Gene Ontology annotation, cellular component: cytoplasm. Gene Ontology annotation, molecular function: demethylase activity; cyanocobalamin reductase (cyanide-eliminating) (NADP+) activity; FAD binding. The coding region runs from base 132 to 878 and encodes 248 amino acids.
AUGACCCCUGACCUGAGUGAUGUAAACACGCUUCCACGUGCACGUGCAUGACGUGCGUUUACGUUCUCGAUCACAUCAAAACAAAAAUGUUGUGAUUGAGACUGUCUUGAAGAGAGUACUUAAACGAAAUUAUGGCUCUUGAAGUGUUACAAAAAUCAGUUGAAGCUUUGCUGGGACCUCAGGGAUUCGAACUUCACCCAUUUAAGAUAGGCUGGUACAACGAGAAAGUCCAAUCAAUUUUCUACCUGCCGUACCACAAGGAUACAAUAGCCUUCUGUGUUCUGAGUACUCCUUCUAUGUAUGAGAAGGCCUUCCUACCCUAUGUCAGGUCACUCACAGCGUUAACAAGCAGGGACCCGCUAGAUGAUUGUGUGGCACACCAGUACCAAUGUCUGAAAGAGAGUCUUCCAGAUUACAAAAUUGAGACCAUCCAAGAUUACGAGCUGCAUCCCAACAGGAGACCCAAAGUCCUGGUCCAGACAGUGGGCCAUGUUGCUGGUGCUGCUUAUUACUACCAGAGAUCCGACAUGAAGCAUGAUCCCUGGGGAGAAAAGAAAAUAUUUGGCGUCAGCAUCCACCCAAAGUACGGAGGGUGGUUCGCAUUCCGAGGCAUCCUUAUCUUCCCCGAGGUUCAACUCCCUCUGGUGCAGAGGGAUCCUCCUAACGUGAUCAAGACUGACGACGCUCUAAAAUAUCUCCUGGACCAGUUCAACGACAACUGGAAGGAGAACAAAUACAGGGACUGCAUCGAUGUCGUGGAACGGUACUCCCAAGAACAGAUUGAAUAUUUCAUGACCCCACCGUCCCAGAGGGGGAAGCUUCUGGGGUUCUCUGCUGACGAGACGAUAGCUGAAAGCGUGGCGGACCGCUUUCAUUAACAGUGUGACUGGGUUGAAGCAGUUGCCAACAAAUGUGUAGAAUUCCAGCAAAUAGACCAACUGGUACAUUAACCCUCCUAGUCUUCUGCACUUCACAACCCUUCCAAGUUUUGCGAAAUCACUUUUGCCUAUAGAGUUAGUACCCACACUUCAAAUUCGUUUGAGGUACUCUGUAGAGUGUCUGGAAACCUUAAAACCCUGCACAUAGUCAUUUGUGUGCAUGCUUAUACUAAGCUGUGGGCAAGCAAGCAGAUUUGGUCACAUUUCACUGCUCUCCAAAGUGCUGUUUUUAUGCAGUGACUCCAUGUCCUUUCACCUGAAACUGAUGACCUGCAGAGUUUUAACCAGUUAAUGUCAGACGACGUGCAUACAGGCAAAGGUUUUGCGGUAUUCGGAACGGACAAUGGUUAAACACGCAAUGAGCGAGGCAGGAAAUAUCUGUCGGCGACCCGCUUGUAGCAAGGGAGGCCGGAAAUAUCAGGGUGUGCUACCCGCAGAUGAUAGCCUGAACCUGUCUGGCACCGAGGUUCAUGAAAAACAAUCCCGCGCCUGGGUCCGGUCAAUGUCAAAAUAAUCCCGGCGCGAAAUGGUUAAAGGGUUUUACAUAUUGCUCCGAGUAUUGACAUUCCAUUAAGAGAGUUACACUUGUUGACUUGUUAGCACAAGUGCUACAAUGUCAUAUAAUAAGGGAAUAAAUGUGUGCUUUGGAGGUUUUAAUCACUCUGUUUAAGACCGCUUUGAGUCUGGGUGCUGAUAAUUACCUGAGCCGAAGGCGAGGGU